ACAAGCUGCUCCAGCAAGAACAUGGCACCGCAAUCAGUUACACUUGCCUCUUUUGACCAUCUUCAUAUCAGCGAUAAAGACAAAAUUAAGCUGAGGAAACCAAUUGUUGAGAAGAUGCGGAGAGAUCGCAUCAACAGUUGCAUUGACCAGCUCAAAAGUCUGUUAGAGAAGGAAUUCCACAGCCAUGACCCUAACACCAAACUCGAGAAGGCCGAUAUCCUGGAGAUGACUGUCAGCUUUUUAAAACAGCAGCUGCAGCUCCCAGAAGCUCUGGCUCAGAAGGAUUAUGAUGAAGGUCAUUCUCAUUGCUGGAGGGAGUCUGUACAUUUCCUCAAUCUUCAUUCCACCAGAGGUGGAGGAUCUGGCCGGGAGCUCCAGCAUCUGUACAACACUCAAGGAUCAAGCUCAACUAUCAGCUCCAUUACACCAGCACACUCCUCUAAACUGAGCACAGCCAUUAUACAGCAGCCUGAUAGGAGGCCCAUCUGGAGACCUUGGUAGAGAUGCUAAACCGUCAGUUGUAAACCUGAGGGACAGUUGCGUAAAUGUCUCUCAUAUGAGUAGGAGAUAUUCAUUUCCAAAGUUAAAGUUUGUUAUGUCUUGUCAUCAUAUUGAUUGACAAAAACUUUAGAUGAACAUGUGUUUGUCAGUGGUUCUGUAUCAAUAGCUCUUAAUGUGAUUUUUACCAGACACAUAUAUCAUAAUUUUUGCAAAUGUUAUUACAUUGUAAAUGGCUUUUUAUAUUUUGAUGUAUGCAUAUUUAA
This is a messenger RNA of Xyrauchen texanus (razorback sucker), 764 nucleotides long. It is a transcript of the gene her12, whose product is annotated as hairy-related 12. Lineage: Eukaryota; Metazoa; Chordata; Actinopteri; Cypriniformes; Catostomidae. Gene Ontology annotation, molecular function: RNA polymerase II cis-regulatory region sequence-specific DNA binding; protein dimerization activity; DNA-binding transcription factor activity, RNA polymerase II-specific. Gene Ontology annotation, biological process: regulation of neurogenesis; anterior/posterior pattern specification; regulation of transcription by RNA polymerase II. The transcript is spliced from 2 exons. The coding region runs from base 22 to 501 and encodes 159 amino acids. The record is from RefSeq and is a predicted model, not a curated record. Gene Ontology annotation, cellular component: nucleus.